UCCAUGGCGGCGGAAAACCCCCGGUGAAUGGACCGGCGGCCGCCUCUCCCCCCUUCCGCCGCCGUCUCUGUUGCCGUCGCCGACGUCCUCCACCCAAACCCCAACCCCUUCUACCCGCCGCAGCCGCCACCCGCCUUCCGCCGCCUCUCCAUCCACCACCCCUCCCUCCGCCCCCUCCCCUCCCUCCGCUCCCUCCCCACGCUCCUCCAAGCCCACGCCCACCUCCUCGUCUCCGGCCUCCUCCGCCAUCCCCUCGCCGCCGGCCUCCUCCUCCGCGCCUCCGCCGCCGCCACCCCUCUUCCCCACACCCUCCUCCUCUUCCGCCACCUCCCCACCCCGACCCCUUCUGCGCCAACACCAUCAUCCGAGCCCUCUCCCUCUCCCCCGACCCCCUCCUCGCGCUUCCAUUCUUCUUCGCCAACCUCCGCUCCGGCUUCGCCCCCAACUCCUUCUCCUUCCCUCCUCUCCUCGCCGCCUGCGCCCGCGCCACCUCCCUCCACGCUGGGGAGAAGUGCUACGCCCAGGCCCUCAAGCGUGGCGUCGACGCGGUCCUUCACGUCCGCAAUUCCCUCAUCCACGUGUACUGCUGCUGCGGUCUUUUGGAAUGCGCCCGCGUCCUGUUCGACGAGAUGCCCCACCGAGAUGUGAUCUCAUGGAACUCCAUGAUCGGUGGCUAUGCGGAAGCUGGUGGCCAUGACGCUGCU
Elaeis guineensis (African oil palm) is the source of this 704-nucleotide messenger RNA. The record is from RefSeq and is a predicted model, not a curated record. Lineage: Eukaryota; Viridiplantae; Streptophyta; Magnoliopsida; Arecales; Arecaceae.